Gracilinanus agilis (Agile Gracile Mouse Opossum) is the source of this 3676-nucleotide messenger RNA. It is a transcript of the gene SETDB2, whose product is annotated as SET domain bifurcated histone lysine methyltransferase 2. Gene Ontology annotation, molecular function: ATP-dependent protein folding chaperone; DNA binding; protein binding. The transcript has 21 exons. Gene Ontology annotation, biological process: negative regulation of gene expression; heterochromatin organization. Gene Ontology annotation, cellular component: nucleus. NCBI's taxonomy places the organism in Eukaryota, Metazoa, Chordata, Mammalia, Didelphimorphia, Didelphidae. The record is from RefSeq and is a predicted model, not a curated record. The coding region runs from base 1 to 3384 and encodes 1127 amino acids.
AUGAUGCUUGUGGCCGUUAUUGGGGAAGAGGGAGGAGGUCGGCCUGGGGCAGCUGGGGAAAAAGCAGGAGCAGCCGGCCCUUGGGGGCGUGGGCCAGAUGGGGGUGGGUCUGGGUUGAGCCCACGUGUGGUGGAGGCUGCGCCUCGGCCGACUGAAGUCCUGCUCCAAGAGCCAGGGCCGCCGGCACCCAAAACCCCUGGGGCGUGGGAACGAAGUCUAGGAGUGUUGAAACAAAAUAGGAGCUUUGGGAUCUAUAGCUAUGAUCCCACAGGGACUAGCAAGGAGUUCAACAAGAGUAUCAAUCCUGAUGAGGCUGUUGCCUAUGGUGCAGGUAUCCAGAUUGAAGUUACAUUUGACAUUGAUGCUAAUGGCAUCCUCAAUGUCUCUGCUGUGGAUAAGAGCACAAGCAAGGAGAACAAAAUGACUAUCACUAAUGACAAAGGUCAUCUGGGCAAAGAAGACAUUGAGUACAUGGUUCAGGAGGCUGAGAAGUACAAGGCUGAAGAUGAGAAGCAGAAUCAAGGUAUAUCUCUGCAAAUUUUUGUCACUAAUCAUUCUGUCAUUUUUAACAGAACCGUGGAGGACAUAGCAGUUCUAACUUUGGAAAAUGAAGUUUCAAAUUAUGAAGAGAAAAUACUAGCUUUCAGUCUGCCUUAUCAGAGUCAUGACUGCUGUGAUGCAUGUCUGCCGAAAAUAUCUCUCUCCUCCAAAGUAGAAAACCCACUCAUGGUCCCCAUCUUAUGUCGUUUCCAAAGGCGACAUGCAAAGACAAACUCUAAUUAUGCCACAUUCCAUGUGAAUUAUAAAACCCCAUGUGGAAGGAGUUUGAGAAACUUUAAGGAAGUUCACCGUUACCUACUUGAGACAGAAAGUAGCUUUUUAUUUUUACAUCAUUUUUCUUUCAAUACCUAUGUGCAGUUGAAUAGGAAUACACUGAAGAAAGAAGUCUUUGUUUCUGACUCUGAUAUCAGCCAUGGAACUGAAUCUGUGCCUGUUACCUUCUGUAACGAAAUCGACAACAGAAGGCUGCCACACUUCAAGUACCGGAGGCGGACGUGGCCACGUGCCUACUACCUCAACAAUUUCUCUGGCAUGUUUAGUAAUUCAUGUGACUGCUCAAAAGGAUGCAUGGAUAUAACAAAAUGUGCAUGCCUCCAGCUGACAGCAAAGGGCUAUGAUGAGAGUUCUGCAUAUGAUCAGAAUGUUAAACCCACUCAUGGCUAUAGCUAUAAAAGACUGCAGCAGCCAGUACCCAACGGAAUUUUUGAAUGCAGCCUCUUAUGCAAAUGUGAUCCAAGAACAUGUCAGAAUAGAGUUGUCCAGCAAGGUCUCCAAGUGCGCCUUCAGGUGUUCAAAACUGAGAAGAAGGGAUGGGGAGUCCGCUGCAUAGAUGACAUUGACAAAGGGACAUUUGUUUGCACUUACUCAGGGAGAUUACUAAGCAGAGUUGGCCUAGAAGAAAUUGGCUCUGUUGAUGGAAAAGAGGAAGAAGAGGAGGAUGAUGCUGCUACCAAUGACAAUGGCCCCCCAGCACUUUCAAAGAAGAGGAGAACAGAAGCUGCUUAUUCUGAUCCUGAAAUUGAGUUUGUCCAGGUUGAAGUGGGAGCAAUUCCUGGAGACACAGAGACUCAGGAGUACCUGAUUCAGCUCAGCAGUGAUGCAAAUCCAUCUAUUCAGGGUGAGAAGUAUGAAUAUGAUCUAAGAACUGAAAACCAACCAGCCACUAGAAGACCUAAAACUAAAACAGCCCUUCUUCAAAAUUAUCGGAAAAAAAGGGGAAUUGUUACCCUGGAAUCUGGUAUAAGCUCAGAUGAGGAUGAUGAAGUUCAACCACCUGAAGUCCAAACAACUCACAAUACAAGGGAAGAGAAAAUGGAGUCUAGCCGCUCUGGUGAAAAUUCCAAAGAGAAGCUGUUGACCACAUCUACCAUGCUGGAUAACCAUCAUUGUAAAGAAAGGCUAGUAGAGAAUAUAGGUGAUCCAUUGGCCUCAAUGUGUGAUAUGAGUGGAAUAAAAGAAUGUAAGGAUCGGGAGCAAGUGUCCCAUGAGGAAAGAACACGGGAAAGGCAAAAUCAAGAAAUCUUUUGUGAUGAAGAGUCACUAUCUGAAGUACAAAUAGGUGUUUCAGAAUCCAUAAAGAAGUUUUGUGAAGAUGGCAUUUACUUAUUGGAUGCUACUAAAGAAGGAAAUGUGGGUCGCUUCCUGAAUCAUAGUUGUAACCCAAAUCUCUUCGUACAGAAUGUUUUUGUGGAGACACAUGACAGAAACUUUCCGUGGGUGGCAUUCUUCACAAAAAGGCAUGUGAAGGCAGGAACGGAACUCACGUGGGAUUAUGGUUAUGAAGCUGGGAGUAUACCUGAAAAAGAGAUUCCUUGUCAAUGUGGCUUUCACACUUUCUCCAGGGCGACCAGCUCUCAAAAAAAAAAAUGCAACAUCCUGGCAGAAUGUGGAAACGAAACUGAUUUGGACCAGCCCCUCGGUAUCUUCCGGGAGAGGCCUAGGUCUGGCCGGCUCUGGGGGGGCGGGACUUGGCAGCCUCCGGGACGCGGAGCCCGGUUCUUCCCCUUCUCAGGCAUGGCGUCCCCAACCCCAAGUGAGCUCUCUCUGGAGCAGUCCGAUCUGUCCCCGUCAAUCCUGAGGACGGACGAGGCCUUAAGAGACCCCGCAGGGAUCUUCCAGGAAAGGAUGGUAAAAAUAACUUGUGAUCUCUGUCCACAAGAUGAUGAACGUGGUGUACUGUACGUCUCACAGGAUCUUGAAUGUGUAGCACAUCAAAAUUGUUUGUUAUAUGCUUCUGGACUUGUAGAAUCUGAGGAUGAUCAUCCUUGCUUAAAUGAGGAAGACAGAAAUUUCAGUGUGACGCUAGUGAAUGAAGAAAUCAAUCGAGGAAAGAGACUGAAAUGUUCAUUUUGCCUUAAGAAAGGAGCUACUGUGGGAUGUGACGUUAAAAAAUGUUCCAAGAAUUACCAUUUCUUUUGUGCCAGACAGGACCAAGCAACACUGAAAGCUGAUGACUCUAUUGGAAGUUACAGAGUGUUAUGCCAAAAACAUGCUCCUGGAUCAAGUAACCUUGAUUUGCUGAAGAAGAUGAAAAAAGCUGGGCUUAUUGAAAAUCUAUUUGAAGCACUUUUAGAAGAUCUUGAUGGGAUUCAUUCCAAGAUUAAUGACAACAACACUUCAGAUAAAGAAUUACAAGAAAUUGCAACCUCACUCUUUGACUGUGCCAUAUUAAAAAAAACACUCAAGAAAUUGUCUACAGAGACUAUGAUAAAGAAACUUCAGAGGGAACAGGUACAGCUACAGAAGAAGAUAGAAGUGCUCCAAAGCAUCAGAGAAAUCAUGCCUCCUCAGGAAGAAAGCAUUAAACAUUCAGCAGGCCCUUGAUCUUUCUUUUUAAAUUACAGUACUACUGUUUCUUAAAUUGAGGACAUAUUAUUUUUAAAAAAUGUUUUAUCAAUGCAAUGACUUCCAAAUGAUUUUUCCCUCUAUCUCAAGUACAACCCUCCCUUGUAAUUCUUUCCCCAUUAGAUCAUGAACUUGUCAAAGGCAAGGAUCUUCUGCCUUUCAUAUUCUCUACAUUUAGCUCAAUGCCUAGCAUAUUGUAGGCACUUCAUGUUUAUUUUUUUUUUAACUCUUACUUUCUGUCUUGCAGUCAAUACUGAGUAUUGGCGCCAAG